Prorocentrum cordatum is the source of this 438-nucleotide messenger RNA. The record is from the annotation of a GenBank genome assembly. Lineage: Eukaryota; Dinophyceae; Prorocentrales; Prorocentraceae.
AUGAAAGAAAGACGAGCGAGGGGCGCUCGCACUGUGCAGCCUCCCGCCGAUGCGCUCGCGGAGGGCGAAAGUGAGGCAGGAGGGAGGCGGUUCCAAAUCCCAAAUCUCUUCCCGAGGUCAUCGUCCGUGUUCGUGUUGCUGCUGUCGCUGGAGCAGUCUGCGUCUGGCACGAAUCUGACGGCUGCCAGUCACGUGGUCUUCCUGCACCCCAUGCUGGCGCCGACACCGGAGCAAGCCAUUGGCCACGAGCUCCAGGCCAUUGGACGCGCAAGGCGACAGGGGCAACGACGGGACACCGUGCACGUCUGGCGCUUCGUGACAUCUGGCACCGUGGAGCAGAUGAUCACCGAGCGCCACCAGUCUGCCCUGCGCGAACGAGAGCAGGCCGCGGACGCCAGGCGGACGAAGAACAGGCAGGCGCAGGCGGCGGGCUCCUGA